Messenger RNA from Fomitiporia mediterranea MF3/22, 942 nucleotides. RefSeq lists its product as uncharacterized. The record is from RefSeq and is a predicted model, not a curated record. The transcript is spliced from 6 exons. NCBI's taxonomy places the organism in Eukaryota, Fungi, Basidiomycota, Agaricomycetes, Hymenochaetales, Hymenochaetaceae. Bases 1 to 942 code for a protein of 313 amino acids.
AUGUACGAUUACGAGCAUGUCCCGCAGAUCCCAGCACUUCCCGUAGAACCGAUUGAAGUCAUCUUUAUGUCUCAAUAUGGAAAUCGGUUCCUUUCGGAAUGCGACGGUAUCAUUAGCACGAGCAGUCGACUAUUUGAAACUGGACCAAUUGAACAAUGGCAGGAAUACCUCAACCCACAGCCAGUCCUCGCAGUUGGCCCCCUUUCCGAUCCCGAAAAUGUAAAACUGGAUAUUUCUAGGCAUUGGGACGUCGUAGCAUUUUUGGAUGGAGCACUAGAGAAGUUUGGGCCGUACUCAGUUGUAUAUAUAUCAUUUGGGUCAGUUUUGUGGCCUUCAGAGCCCGACAAGUUGUGGACUGUUGUUGAUGUUCUCGUUCAGGAAGAGAAUCCCUUUAUCCUGAGCCAUGCAUCUCCGGUUGCCUCAAUCCUGGACAGUAUGAUGGAGAAAAUCAAAGCAUUUGGAUUCGGGUUUGCGGCAAAAUGGGUCCCACAGCAACUGAUUCUGCAACAUGAAGCGUGCGGAUGGUUCCUGACCUAUGGAAUCAAUAAGCGCUGGUGUACCAUUGUGAACACUCAAAAUUUUCGUUUCAUUGCUGCUUAUCCGGAAGAAUCUUCUUCGAAUAGGAUAUGCUGGCCUUUCAGCGUUGAUCAACCGGUGAAUGCUGCGAACGUGUCAACAGUUCAUAACAUUGGAUAUGAGCUGCUCGAAGUGCGCAACGGACAUGGCCUACGUCCGCUUCACCGUCUUGGUAAUAAGCGUCCAGAGGGAACGGUCGAUGCUGUUAAGCGCGAGAUACUUGAUGUGCUGUAUAUGGCUCGUGGAGAGGAUGGCAAGGCGAAGCGAAUGAGAGCACAAAGCUUCAAAUACAAAUUAUCCAAGGACACGACACAAGGUGGGCGUGCUUACACAGAUCUGGACCGACUCGCCCAAAUUAUUGUCUGA